Messenger RNA from Peniophora sp. CBMAI 1063, 1269 nucleotides. The record is from the annotation of a GenBank genome assembly. NCBI's taxonomy places the organism in Eukaryota, Fungi, Basidiomycota, Agaricomycetes, Russulales, Peniophoraceae.
AUGCCUUCCUUUCUCUCUUCCACGGCGACUCUGGUGCGCCGCUUGUUGACCGAUCCCGAAUACUACUGGUUUCUCGCCGCCUUGGUCAUAGUGGGAGAUGCGGUUCUUACUCAGCUGAUCAUACGCUUCGUGCCCUACACGGAGAUCGACUGGUCGACAUACAUGUACCAGAUACAACUCUACAUCAAAGGAGAGCGUGACUACUCACAGAUCAGUGGGCCCACUGGACUUCUCGUGUAUCCGGCCGGACAUGUCUUCGUUCAUCACGCAUUGCACGACAUCACGAAUGAGGGCUCUAAUUUGGGCAUGGCUCAGCAGAUAUAUGCCGCCUUGUACAUACUUUCCCUCGCACUUACCUGUGCCAUCUACCAUACCGCCGGCGGGGUGCCCAACUGGAUCCUACUCCUGCUUCCUCUGAGCAAGCGCUUGCAUUCCAUCUUCGUUCUUCGCAUGUUCAACGACUGCUGGGCCGUUAUCGGCGCUCAGCUUGCUAUCUUGGCAUAUGCGAAUGAUCUCGAAAGCCUGGGUACCACUCUUCUGAGCAUGGCUAUAUCUGUCAAAAUGUCCGUCCUGCUCUACAUACCAGGACUGCUUGUCAUCCUCGUGAAAGGCAAUGGACUGUCGUCCACUAUUCGCAACGUCUUCAUGAUGGUGGCCUUGCAGAUGUUGCUAGGGAGGCGGUUUCUCACCGAAUUUCCCCGCGAAUACCUUCGCGGCGCGUUCGAUCUGUCCCGCGUCUUCUUGUACAAAUGGACCGUGAACUGGCGCUUCGUGGACGAGCAGACUUUCUUGAGUCCAAACUUCGCUCGUGCACUCCUGAUCGGCCAUAUUACCAUGCUCGUCGCGUUCGGAUUCAGAUGGUCGCAAAGAGACGGCGGCGUGGCCCUGCUUCUGAGACGCGCGUUGACAUACCCCAAAGAAGCAUGCAGCUAUCUUACUAUAACGACUGACGAAAUCACCACGAUCUUCUUCACUUCCAAUCUGAUAGGGAUGCUUUUCUCGCGUUCGUUGCAUUACCAGUUUUACUCCUGGUAUGCUUAUCAGCUGCCCUUUCUGGCAUGGCGCACGCGUUAUCCGGUCCCGCUUAAAUUAGCGCUUCUCGCCGCGAUUGAGUAUAGCUGGAACGUCUACCCUUCCACCGUACUCUCAUCCGGUAUCCUGUGCGCCUGCAACGCCAUACUACUCGCGGGCGUUUGGACUGGGCACGCACAAGGUGUUCAGAUCAAGCCUCUCGCUCCCCCCAAGUCCCGCUCGCAUUCACCGGAAUAG